Molecule: messenger RNA, 222 nt
Organism: Pediculus humanus corporis (human body louse)
Lineage: Eukaryota; Metazoa; Arthropoda; Insecta; Psocodea; Pediculidae
Exons: 2
Coding region: 1-222 (73 amino acids)
Molecular function (GO): RNA binding
Source: RefSeq, a predicted model, not a curated record
AUGAAUUCAAAAACAAAUGGAAUUGUUAAUGGCGGAACAACAGAUAUUAUCGAACAACCGGAUCCCGAUUAUAUAAAAAUGUUUGUCGGACAAAUACCCAGAUCAAUGGAUGAAGAACAAUUAAGGGUUAUGUUCGAAGAAUAUGGAAGGGUGCAUCAAAUAAAUGUUCUUAGAGAUAAAGUUACUGGACAGAUGUGUGAUAAAAAAAAAACGACGACUUAA